This is a messenger RNA of Cladophialophora immunda, 1673 nucleotides long. RefSeq names its product ADP,ATP carrier protein. Gene Ontology annotation, molecular function: ATP:ADP antiporter activity. The coding region runs from base 120 to 1082 and encodes 320 amino acids. The record is from RefSeq and is a predicted model, not a curated record. Lineage: Eukaryota; Fungi; Ascomycota; Eurotiomycetes; Chaetothyriales; Herpotrichiellaceae. Gene Ontology annotation, biological process: mitochondrial ATP transmembrane transport; mitochondrial ADP transmembrane transport. Gene Ontology annotation, cellular component: mitochondrial inner membrane. The transcript has 8 exons.
CUAAACUUCCUCCAUCUCUCUUUUUCGCAUCUUCGCAUCUUUUUCUUGCGUCCACCCAUCACUUCUCUCCCUUCUCUCCUCUCAAUCAUAGUCCUCAGUUCUUCAUAACCACCGUCAAGAUGGCCAAAGGAGAGGUGGAUCAAGGGGCCAAGACGAUACUGGGCAUGCCCGGUUUCGUGGUCGACUUUUUGAUGGGUGGUGUUUCUGCCGCUGUCUCAAAAACUGCCGCCGCCCCCAUUGAGCGUGUCAAGCUCUUGAUCCAAAAUCAGGAUGAAAUGAUCAAAGCCGGUCGUCUCGACCGCAAGUACAGUGGUAUCAUCGACUGCUUCAGCCGAACCAUGAAGAGCGAAGGUGUCAUGGCUCUGUGGAGAGGUAACACUGCCAACGUUAUCCGAUACUUCCCUACCCAGGCGCUCAACUUCGCCUUCCGCGAUACCUACAAGUCGAUGUUCGCCUUCAAGAAGGAACGUGAUGGAUACUGGAAGUGGAUGGCCGGUAACUUGGCCUCUGGUGGUGCCGCCGGUGCCACUUCGCUCCUCUUCGUCUACUCCCUCGAUUAUGCUCGUACCCGUCUUGCCAACGAUGCCAAAUCUGCCUCCAAGGGUGGCGGUGAACGUCAAUUCAACGGUCUCGUCGAUGUCUACCGCAAGACCCUGGCUUCCGAUGGUAUUGCCGGUCUCUACCGUGGUUUCGGUCCUUCCGUCUUGGGUAUCAUCGUCUACCGUGGUCUCUACUUCGGCAUGUACGACUCCAUCAAGCCUGUUCUCUUGGUCGGUCCUCUCGAGGGUAACUUCUUGGCCUCUUUCAUGCUCGGCUGGGGUGUCACCACUGGUGCCGGUAUCGCUUCCUACCCUCUUGAUACCAUCCGUCGUCGCAUGAUGAUGACGUCCGGUGAGGCUGUCAAAUACAAGAGCUCCUUCGACGCUGCCCAGAAGAUCAUGGCCGCUGAGGGUAUCCGAUCCUUCUUCAAGGGUGCUGGUGCCAACAUCCUCCGUGGUGUUGCUGGUGCCGGUGUGCUCUCCAUCUACGACCAGGUCCAACUUCUCAUGUUCGGCAAGAAGUUCAAGGGCGGUUCUGGUUAAGCGCCUCGUCACUUUACUGCGACGAACUCAAGAAGCGAUUGUUCCAAUCGCACAAAACGGUGUAACAGGGGAAGCAUGGUGUAAUAGCGCGCCUUCAGUGGGGAGGCUCAAAAGGUGGUGCGAGACUGUACGAUGACAUGGUGAGGUGUUGGCAGGGGCAGCAGGGCGGGCGACCGAGUCGAGAGAGACGAAACACAUCUUGCAAAUAGAGACGACACAAACGGGGAUUGACGAGGGAAAAUGGCCACGUUGAAACUCGUUGGGGGUUUUGUUCACAAUAUGCAAUGGGGUUUCUUGCUUUACAACAUCCUUUCGUUUCCUUUUCACUCCGGUCUGCAAUUGUACUUUACUGCCUCGGCUUGUUUUGCAAAACAUCUCACUUCGCUCCAUCCUGCGGCUUUCCGUCCUCUAAUCCGUCUCUGUAUCCCUGCAGAAGUGUCGAUCAUCUUGCAGGAAUUCCCGUGGUGGGUGCAGGGGUAACCACCAGGGGGUAAACACCAUUGAUCCAUUCAUCACAGGUAGCCCCGUCCAUCUACCCCCCAUCCACUGCCUCGGGACACAUCUAUAACCAGGUACGUAUAGAAGUGGCCC